Molecule: messenger RNA, 3944 nt
Organism: Vollenhovia emeryi
Lineage: Eukaryota; Metazoa; Arthropoda; Insecta; Hymenoptera; Formicidae
Product: UNC93-like protein
Exons: 6
Coding region: 471-2159 (562 amino acids)
Biological process (GO): regulation of muscle contraction; regulation of potassium ion transport
Cellular component (GO): plasma membrane; striated muscle dense body
Molecular function (GO): potassium channel regulator activity
Source: RefSeq, a predicted model, not a curated record
AGAAAACGACGGCCGCGACUCGCGCGUACGAACCCGCGGAGCCGAGAAUCGGCGAACCGAGAACCGAACGGCGAACCGCUCACCGAUUCCAAAGUCCGCCGACAGUCAGGCAGGUUCAGUUGUCUCCGAACCCCCGAACUGUUCGGACGCGCUUUUCAGAGGUAGUUUUUCGUCCCACGACGCGACCCGCGAUCUCAUCUUCGACACGCGUACACACCGCCGUUGAAGUGCCCCGAGAAUUCGAUUCGACCGAAUUGGAUCGAUUCGCGCGAGACAAUUCGCUCGUCCGACGUCGCGGGAACGGGGCUAGCCACGGCUGUCAACGUAGGGUUUCCUACACUCCGCUGCGUCGAUAGAACAACCCCUCGCGAGAACCAACCACCUGUCUCGCUGCCCACCGAGACGAAGGGGAACGCGAGAUCGCCGCUGAUUCGAACGAUCGAUUUGCUAAGACGUAGCCGACACGCAAAAUGGUGGCAUCGCAAAAUGACGGUGGCAGAAGUAUGGGCGGCGGCGGUGGCGACGGCGGCGGCGGCGAUGACACGGUUUACACGGUGACCGUGAGCGGGGUCGGUUACAGGAACGAGGGCUACAAGGACGACGGCACCGACGGCAUACCGCCGGAGCCGCAGAAGCCGCCGCAGUUUCCGGCGGCGGACGACGACACGCAGUCGCGGAAGUUCAAGCUGUCGCGCGGCGAGAAGUGGCGUAUCCUGAAGAACAUCGGCACCGUUUCGAUCGCCUUCAUGGUGCAGUUCACCGCGUUCCAGGGCACGGCGAAUCUGCAGUCGUCGAUCAACGCCAGCGACGGCCUCGGUACCGUCUCGCUCUCGGCCAUCUACGCCGCCCUGGUGCUCUCGUGCAUCUUCGUGCCCACUUUCCUUAUCAAGAGGCUCACCGUCAAGUGGACCCUCUGUCUGUCCAUGCUGUGCUACGCGCCGUACAUCGGCUCGCAGUUCUAUCCUAAAUUCUACACUCUGGUGCCCGCUGGAGUGCUCCUGGGUCUCGGCGCCGCGCCUAUGUGGGCCGCUAAGGCCACGUAUCUGACACAGGUCGGCGGUGUCUACGCCAAGAUCACCGACCAGCCGGUCGACGCCAUCGUCGUACGGUUCUUCGGCUUCUUCUUCCUGGCGUGGCAGACGGCCGAGCUCUGGGGCAAUCUUAUCUCUUCGCUCGUAUUGAGCGACAGUGGGCACGCCGACAACGGCAACAACACCACCACAAUCGACAGCUGGGACAAAAUCAAGCUGUGCGGCGCGGAUUUCUGCGUCCUUGGCAACGGAGGCCACGAGAACCUGGAGCGACCGCCGGAGUCGGAAAUCUACGAGAUCUCCGCGAUCUACCUCACGUGCGUCAUCAUCGCGGUGAUUAUCGUCGCUCUCUUCGUCGACCCUCUCUCCAGGUACGGUGAGAAGCAACGACGAUCGGACAGCCAAGAAUUGAGCGGCAUCCAAUUGCUCUCAGCUACGGCCUACCAGCUGAAGAAACCUUACCAGCAACUGCUGAUACCCAUCACGAUAUGGAUCGGCAUGGAGCAAGCUUUCAUCGGCGCCGAUUUCACGCAGGCGUACAUCUCCUGCGCCUUGGGCGUCCACAGAGUCGGCUACGUCAUGAUCUGCUUCGGGGUGGUUAACGCUGGCUGCUCCUUGCUAUUCGGCUCGCUGAUGAAAUUCGUCGGCAGACAGCCGCUGAUGGCACUGGGCGCCAUCGUUCACGCCUCUCUCGUGGUCGUCCUCCUCAUGUGGAAGCCUCAUCCCGACAAUCCCUACGUCUUUUUCUCGGUCUCAGGACUGUGGGGUGUGGGCGAUGCCGUGUGGCAGACGCAGGUUAACGGACUCUACGGCACGCUGUUCAGGCGCAACAAGGAGGCGGCCUUCUCGAACUACAGGCUGUGGGAGAGCGCCGGUUUCGUGAUCGCGUACGCGUACAGCACGCACCUAUGCGCCCGCAUGAAGCUGUACGUGUUGCUGACGGUGCUGAUCACCGGCACCAUAGGCUACAUCAUCGUCGAGCUGCUGCACAGACGCAAGCAACGGCGGCUAAAAGCGAUCGCCGAGGACCCGAAGGCAGCCCAGGCAGCUGCCGAGGCGAAUCAGCCGGAGGAGACCGACGACGAGAAGGACGACCUCGACGACGAGAUCAUCAUCACGCACCUGUGAGCGACGGCCCGCGUAGUCGACGUAGUCGUUCCUCUUUAAAAGUCCUCGCGUCCGCACCGCUUGUACGUCUCGUCGAUGGGGAAAUCGAGACGACAGCCGGAAGAUCCGAUUGAUCGAUCAGCGAGCACUCUUUACUUCCGCUACAUCCGUCGAGAUCUUCCGCCUGCCGUCCCCUCGUUGUUGCUUGUCAGUCCCUCUGCCCUAAACUAGAGCCGCGCUGAGAUCAUUGAGCAGCCGCGGCACUCUUCCCCGCGGGCGAGGAAAGCGUGCUUCCGGCGGUAGAUCGACGCUACCUCCGGAACGACGUGGGACCGCGUCUCAUCGCGAGGUGGUCAAAGAUUGAAGCGCGACCUCGAGGGAACGGUGAGUACGCCCACGACUUCCACGAUGAAGUGGAGACACCGGGCGUCGACUCCGAAUGCUUCUCUUCGAGGUAAUGCCGGGUGCAGGCUGAAAUCUGGCUUCCACCUUCCUCAGCGGAACCGGAGCGUGGUUGAUGGUAGAUAAGUAAAUAUACUUAUCGAUACGUAGUGGUGCUAAGAAACGCGCGAUAAUGUAAAAUUCGCCCUCGUGCUACUAAAAAUGUAGAACUUCCGCCGCCGUUACUUCAUCAAUGCCACGAUGAGGCAUCAUCUCGAUCCGUUUUCUUCGCACGAGCGGGGACAUAACGCGCGGCGCGGAGGCGAAAAGUGCAUUUUGUCGCGCACAAUCCGUGCGCAAAACGCGUUAAAAAAAUGUAUGGCAGUCCUAGAAGUAUUCAGUUUGUGUCGCGUAUUUAUUGCAAAAUUGCGAAACGACCCGGCGACUUUUAUCGCGUAUCGAGGAGAAGAAUUAAGGGAGGCCAGAAGCAUUUUUACUCUUUAAAAUCUGAAGCAUCAUUACACUUUAGAAGAAACAUUCAAUGUUUCCGUGCAUUUCCCUUCGUUUCCGCGAUCUUGUUGAACGAGAAGAAAACUUCGCCGCUGUAUCAGGCUUUUACUGAAAAUUAGUUUCAUCCGUUUGUGUUAACACGAAGAAAUGCAGGUCUUCAUCAAUCGAGUACAAUUUGUAAAUACUACUUUAUUUCGCAAAUAAAAAUGCACGCACGUAAUUUGUGAUUAACGAGAAUUGACGCGAAAAUUGGUCGUAUUUAUUCGAGGAUAUUCAGGAUAUAUUUUCCUUUCAAUUUAUAAUACUCGUUUGUAAUACGUUUAAAGAAAUCGUUUGAAGGAAGGAGACAAUCGUCGCUGUGAAAUGUAUCAUACGUCGUGAGGAAUGUCUUUAUAUCAGUCACGUAUGGCAGUCGGAGUCCCUCGUAUUUCUUUUCUUCCGAGAGAAACACGUGAGAUAUCGGUGUGAGUCUACAUGCGAAAACAGUAUUUUUCCCGCCGGGAAUAAGCGAACCGAGGGGAAUAGACGGAGGUGCGUUCUUUGCGGGGGGAUCGAGUUCCUAAUCUUCAAAGUUUCGCGAUCAUUUCGCUUGUACGCGAUCAUCCCUCUAUUACUCCGUUCUAAUUCUUCGUUUUACUUCGUAUAAGAGAAAACUUUCUUAUUUUCCGCAUCCAGGAUUUAAAGAUAUUCUUUUUCGCAGCCGAAGUAAUGAAAAUAAUGAAAUAAGCGUCUUCUUAUGUCGCAUGCAUUGGGCCACACGUCGCGGUUGAAAACUUCGAAGAGCGAAGCUCGGUCGAUCACCCAACGCUACGGCCUAUUCUCCGCGGGAAUCUUAUCGCGUGUCGCUUUUCGUUAAACCAGGCGGACUAGGCGCAAGAAACAUAUCAAGUCACUACAAACAUCGCAAACCGCUUG